CACAUUACAGGAGCUAGGCGGGUAUAAAGUGAGAAGACAUCUGCGUGCUGCCCCUCCUGUCCGCAGCCUGCAGUCCCGGUUCCGCGCCGCCCACUCACCUGCACCCGACCUGCUUGUGCCCAGGUAAAUCGGGCCCGAGCCCUUCUGUGCGUGCCUCGCGGCUGCCCUGGGAGGGGAAGGAGGAUGCGCUGCAGCCUGGCCCCGCAGAAGGGAGGGCAGACGCGGAUCCCCGCUCCGAUCGCUGGUAGCUCAUUGCACCAUGUGUGGCAUUUGGGCUCUCUUUGGCAGCGAUGACUGCCUUUCUGUUCAGUGUCUGAGUGCUAUGAAGAUUGCACACAGGGGUCCAGAUGCAUUUCGUUUUGAGAAUGUCAAUGGAUACACCAACUGCUGCUUUGGAUUUCACCGGUUGGCAGUGGUCGACCCCCUGUUUGGAAUGCAGCCAAUUCGACUGAAGAAAUAUCCUUAUUUAUGGCUCUGUUACAAUGGUGAAAUCUACAACCACCAGAAGCUGCAACGCCAUUUUGAAUUUGAAUAUCAGACCAAAGUGGAUGGUGAGAUAAUCCUUCAUCUUUAUGACAAAGGAGGAAUUGAACAAACGAUUUGUAUGUUGGAUGGGGUAUUUGCAUUUAUUUUACUGGAUACAGCCAAUAAGAAAGUGUUCCUGGGCAGAGACACCUAUGGAGUCAGACCUUUGUUUAAAGCAAUGACAGAAGAUGGAUUUUUGGCCGUAUGUUCAGAAGCUAAAGGUCUUGUUAACUUAAAGCACUCCACAGCUCCUUUUUUAAAAGUGGAGCCGUUUCUUCCUGGGCACUAUGAAGUCUUGGAUUUAAAGCCAAAUGGCAAAGUUGCGUCGGUGGAAAUGGUUAAAUACCAUCACUGCAGAGAUGAGCCCCUGCAUGCCCUCUAUGACAAUGUGGAGAAACUGUUUCCUGGUUUUGAGAUAGAAACUGUGAAGAGCAACCUCCGGAUCCUUUUUGACAAUGCUGUUAAGAAACGUUUGAUGACGGACAGAAGGAUUGGCUGCCUUUUAUCAGGGGGCUUGGAUUCCAGUUUGGUUGCUGCCACCCUGUUGACGCAGCUCAAAGCGGCCCAAGUACAGUACCCCCUGCAGACAUUUGCGAUUGGCAUGGAAGACAGUCCUGAUUUACUGGCUGCUAGAAAGGUGGCAAAUCAUAUUGGGAGUGAACAUCACGAAGUCCUCUUCAACUCAGAGGAAGGUAUUCAGGUCCUGGACGAAGUCAUAUUUUCCUUGGAAACUUAUGACAUUACAACAGUGCGUGCUUCAGUCGGUAUGUACUUAAUUUCUAAGUACAUUCGAAAGAACACAGAUAGCGUGGUCAUCUUCUCUGGAGAAGGUUCAGAUGAACUCACUCAGGGUUACAUAUAUUUUCACAAGGCCCCUUCUCCUGAAAAAGCCGAGGAGGAGAGUGAGAGGCUUCUGAAGGAACUCUAUUUGUUUGAUGUUCUCCGCGCAGAUCGAACUACUGCUGCCCAUGGCCUUGAAUUGAGAGUCCCAUUCCUGGAUCAUCGGUUUUGUUCCUAUUACUUGUCUCUGCCACCAGAUAUGAGAAUUCCCAAGAAUGGGAUAGAAAAACAUCUCCUGAGAGAGACAUUUGAAGACUCUAAUCUGCUACCUAAAGAGAUUCUCUGGCGACCGAAAGAAGCCUUCAGUGAUGGCAUAACCUCAGUCAAGAAUUCCUGGUUUAGGAUUUUACAGGAAUAUAUUGAACAUCAGGUCGACGAUGCAACGAUGGCAGCUGCAGCCCAAAAAUUUCCCUUCAAUACUCCUAAAACUAAAGAAGGCUAUUACUACCGUCAGAUCUUUGAACGCCAUUACCCAGGCCGGGCUGACUGGCUGACCCAUUACUGGAUGCCCAGGUGGAUCAAUGCCACUGACCCUUCUGCCCGCACUCUGACCCAUUACAAGUCAGCCGCCAAAGCUUAGGCCCUCUCUAAGCAAUGGAGUGAAAGUAAAUGUUUCUUCUUCUUAUGAGGGGUAGGGGACUUGGGGUCAGGCAGGGGAACGAAGAGGAUCAAUCAGGCAGGCUUGCUUGGGGGUGAAAAAAAUAAAAGUCUUAAAUCUGAAACACCGA
Messenger RNA from Pteropus alecto (black flying fox), 2093 nucleotides. It is a transcript of the gene ASNS, whose product is annotated as asparagine synthetase (glutamine-hydrolyzing). The coding region runs from base 260 to 1945 and encodes 561 amino acids. Gene Ontology annotation, cellular component: cytosol. The transcript is spliced from 12 exons. Lineage: Eukaryota; Metazoa; Chordata; Mammalia; Chiroptera; Pteropodidae. The record is from RefSeq and is a predicted model, not a curated record. Gene Ontology annotation, molecular function: asparagine synthase (glutamine-hydrolyzing) activity.